CGUGCGCGUGCACACAUGGAACAUGACGUCAAGCGGCACGCACAGCCACAGUCCUCUAGCAGCAGCAGACGGAGGGGAUUGAAGAGGGAAAUAGAAAAACAGACACCUAGAAGAGAAAAUCCAGGCUGUUCCGUCCAAACAGAAACGCUCUUUAGCAUGGCCGAAGAAAACAUCUUCCUGUUCGUCCCGAAUUUGAUCGGAUAUGCCCGUAUUGUGCUGGCUCUGGUGUCCUUUUACCUGAUGCCCUGUUGCCCGGGCCCGGCAGUGUUUUGUUACCUACUGAGUGCCCUGUUGGAUGCCUUCGAUGGACACGCAGCCCGCGCUCUUAAUCAAGGUACAAAGUUUGGUGCCAUGCUGGACAUGUUGACCGACCGCUGUGCCACCAUGUGUUUGCUGGUGAACCUGUCACUGCUGUACCCGUCCUAUACUUUCAUGUUCCAGCUCAGCAUGUGUCUGGACAUAGCCAGCCACUGGCUGCACCUGCACAGUUCCAUGAUGAAGGGAGCCACCAGUCACAAGACCAUUGACCUCUCUGGCAACCCCAUCUUACGGCUGUACUACACAUCCAGGCCGGUGUUGUUUUUCAUGUGCAUGGGGAACGAGCUGUUCUUCUGUCUGCUGUAUAUAAUGCACUACAUUGAGGAACCCAAGGUGUGGCUGCAGUGGCUGCUGGGAGUUUGCGGUGUGGUCUGUGUGCUGAAGUCUGGCAUUAGUCUCCUCCACCUCAUCACCGCCUCCCGUAACAUGGCAGCUAUCGAUGUUGCUGACCGUGAGAGAGAGCAGAGGAAAGCACAGUGAGACCUGAGAGUGUGCAGAAACCAAGAAAACUGAGACAAAGGCCGUGAAAUAAGAACGCUGGCCAGUAUAGAUGAGGAUGAGAUCAUGGAAAUCAGUUAUGGGACCUUGCAAAGCCUCACUGGGAAUUUAUAUUUAUUUGAAUAUAGAUCAUCCAUGCUAUAAUGCCAGGGCAAAUUCCUUACGAGUUUGAUCCAUAUUCCUGUAGAUCUGCUUUUUAUUUCUGUUGAUGGAACUAGUUGCACUAUGAGUGUACCAUGUUUAUGUCAUAAUUUUUAAUUGUUGACGGUUAAUCUAUUUGUUAAUGGAAUCAUCAUCCAUCAUUUUAAUGGGAUUUAGAAUAGCUCUGCGAUUUAAAACCAACAUUUCCACACACAGAGAGAGCGAGAGAGACUGACACAUUCCACGCUUCAACUGAAAGCCACUCAAGUAUUACUGUAUUUGCCCAUUGUUUUAUCAUUACUUGUGAUACUGAAUUAUGUUUGAACACUUUGUACGAGCCUGUUUACUACUGUUUUGUUGCAGGUAUAUCAAAGAACUUUGAAUAAUAAUUUGAAGAGUGCAAAGCCAUUAUUAUAUUAAACAAGUAGAUCUGGCAUCAUUUUCGUCCAUUGCCUUCUGGAUGUAUUAUUUGUGGUAGGGGGGUAAAAAUACUGUUUGCUGUCUGAAGUUUUACAGCUGUUGUGAUAAAUAAUAGGAAAUAUAUGAGAGUUAUAUGAUUGUGAAGAAAAGUCCUUUGUACUGUUACCUGAUGAUUUGACAAUAAAGAUAACCUGAUACCAAGA
Molecule: messenger RNA, 1580 nt
Organism: Carassius carassius (crucian carp)
Lineage: Eukaryota; Metazoa; Chordata; Actinopteri; Cypriniformes; Cyprinidae
Gene: cdipt
Product: CDP-diacylglycerol--inositol 3-phosphatidyltransferase (phosphatidylinositol synthase)
Exons: 6
Coding region: 16-798 (260 amino acids)
Biological process (GO): phosphatidylinositol biosynthetic process
Cellular component (GO): membrane; Golgi apparatus
Molecular function (GO): CDP-diacylglycerol-inositol 3-phosphatidyltransferase activity
Source: RefSeq, a predicted model, not a curated record